UGGCAACGUGGCCCCCGGAAGGGUCUCGUGUCCUCUCGCGUGCCCUCUCCAGUCAAGGCCGGCUGCAGUGGCCCUGCCCCUCCGGAGCCACUGUGGCUCCAGCCUCCUGCGCGUGCCCGGCAUGCCUCCGCGCGCGGGAGGCCCCUCGCGGGUGCCGCGACCCGCGCCCGACUGAGCCGCGGGCCUGGCGCCCAGCUGGGGUGUGCGCCAUGGCGCGGGUGCUCGUUGCGGACUCGGUGUACCAGGUCUGCACGUCGCACGCGCUGAUGACUGAGCGCGAGGAGGUCAUGGGGCUGCUGCUGGGGCGCAUCUCCGGCGAGGAGGUGCAUGUCUGGCACUCCGUCACGCUCCACCGCAGCGACAAGCGCCCCGACCGCUGCGAGAUCUCGCCCGAGCAGCUUGCCGGGGCGGCCUCGAGCGCCGAGGCCAUCGGCGAGAAGGUCGGCUUCGACACCCGGGUGGUGGGGUGGUACCACUCGCACCCGGUGCGUACGCAUCACCUGCUUGCCGAGCCACGUGGACCUGCGCACGCAGAUGAUGUACCAGGGCAUGGAGCGCUCGUUCGUCGGCCUGAUCUUCGCGGUGUUCAACUCGGACCCCGCCAGGGGCUCCGCCAGGUACGAGCUGCUCGGCUUCCGGGCGGAGGAUCGGGGCCGGCCGGGCCAGCCGCUGCAGCAGGUGCUGCUGGACGUGCGGGUGGCCGCGCUCGGCGACCUGCUGCCCUGCGCGGACGAGAGGCUGCCGGAGGCCGCCGAGGCCCUGGGCGGCAGCCUCGGGCACCGCGGGGUGGUGGCCACGGCGAGGGCCGGCUUCGAGGAGAUCCACCUGCACCGCGCAGCCGAAGCAGCAGGAGUCGCACGCGCGCAGAGACGCCAUCCCGCGGGCGCUGGGCACAGCGGAGUACAUGCGGCAGGUGGUCCAGUUCGUCAGCGAGGAGCUCUCGCCGCUCCAGCCCUUCCUGGAGGACGCCCGCCACAACGCCGAGGUGAUGGCGGCCGUCGACCGCAGACACUGCAGGUUCGCCAAGGCCCUCCCGGCGGAGCGGUGGUCCAGCAAGUGGCACCCUGCGGCGGCUGGCCCUCCGCAGGAGGCACCCGCCGCGCAGGGGAGCACCGCCAGGAGGUCGCCCCGCGUGGGCCCCGAGGAGCCCGCGCAGCCGCUGCAGCCCGAGCACAGGGAGCACAGGGCGUCGCUGCUCCGCAGGUCCCGGGCGAACGACGCAUCGCUGCUGGUGCUCGACGACGCCGAGCCCCCCGCCGCGGGGCGCGUGCCGUCGCCGGAGCGCGAGCGGGCGGCCCCGCCACAGCAGGCUCCGCGGUUCGACCCCACCAGGUGCAUAGCCAUCACGAAGUGGGGGGUCCAGUGCGAGAACAAGCCGAAGAGGAACCUAUGCGAGGAGCAGGAUUGGGAGUACUGCGGGAGGCACACCUCUUACAGUCGUGGCGGCGACACCGUGCAUCCUAACUGCCCCCACGGCGACAUGAACGACGUGGUCCCAGCCGCCUCCCCCGCACCCGCGCGCGAGGAGAUGCGCGAGCUGAACAGGACGGAGCUCGGGACCAUCCGGCAGUUCACGGGCACCGGCGUCAUCGUUGCGGAGCGCAUCGGCGGGGAGCAGAAGACGUUCGAGACCAAGCACUCCGACGAGGACGAGGCCUACAUGCAGGCGCAGAUGUUCCUCCAGCAUGUCGCGCACGUCGUCGACGGCGCGCCUGCCGCCAGCAGCGGCGACGCCCCGGCGCGCCAGCCACGGGCGGCCGCCGCGCUCCUCGCCGAAGCCGGCUCCUCGCCCGCGGGCGCCGCGGCGGCCCCCGCCGCGCCCGCCCGCCCGAGCGAGGCGAGCGCCGAGCCCGCGGUGCGCAGCAGGGCCGCGGCCGCGCCCGCCGCGCAGCGGUCCGCGCCCGCGGCCGAGGCCCGCGGCAGGGGCGCUGCCGCUGCGGCGGCCGAGGCCGCCGGCGGCGCGGGCGGUGCCCCGGGCGGCCUGCCGCGGCCGGAGCGGGAGGCCGCGAGCAGGGCAGGCUUCACAGGCCCGCCGUGGUGGAGCGAGCGGGCCCUCGAGGGGAGGACGGGCACGCGGGCGUUGCGGCCGUUCGAGGCCAUGAUGGAGCAGACGGGGCCCGAGGGGAGAACGGGCACUGAGGUUUUGCUUACCGUGUUGGCCCUCCACGGGGCCCUCCACGCCGUGAGCGAGCAGAUGGGGCCCGAGGGGAGAAAGGGCAUUGACUGA
Prorocentrum cordatum is the source of this 2227-nucleotide messenger RNA. Lineage: Eukaryota; Dinophyceae; Prorocentrales; Prorocentraceae. The record is from the annotation of a GenBank genome assembly.